UUUUAAAUAAAAUUAAAUGCAUUCAUUCAAAGAUUUAGACAUCACUGAUACAGAAAAUGAACAAUUAUAAUGUACUCAACAUAGCAAGGACAUAAUAAAAGUUUGUUUAAAAUGUAAAUUUAUUUAUAAAAUAAAAUAGCUGGUUGUGAUUAAUUAAAAUUGUGUCAGUCAUGUCUGUCUAGUCACGAUUCUUCUCACAAAGAGAUUACUAUUUAUUAGUUAUUUAAAGAAGUCUAAGCUAAGAUUAAGGCGGAUUGUAAAGUUGAAAAAUAGAAGGAUAAGUUUGACAUUGUAUUUAAAAACAUCUAAGAGAUGAGACAGUAAGUUCAUCAAAUUUUUAAUCAAUUAGAAUAUGAUAUUAAAUAAUAUUUGAUAGAAAAAAUAAAUAUUGAUGAACUCAACUAAAAUUACCAAACUUUAAUAAAUAUUAAUGAAAAUAAUUACUUUUAACAUAUUCCAAUACUUAAAAACUACUACUUGAAUCCAAUAAACUUUUUUGAUGAAUAGAUAUAACUUUCUUAUGUAGAAGAAACGAUAUUAACAAAGUUGCUUGCUCUCAAUGAAAAACUCAAAUUGUAGGUUGAAAAAUUAAAGAAUGAUGCUGAACACCUUUUUGACAUCAAAACUCGUAAAGCCAGUGAACAUUAAUAAGAAGAAUCUGUUUAAUUAUUAACUACUCUAAAUGGACAUGAAAAUGUAGUGAGAUGUGUGAUUAAACUUCAUAAUGGAGAUUAUGCAACGUCAUCAAGAGAUAAAACUAUUAAAAUAUGGAAUUAGAACACUUUUUAAUGUAUACAAGUUCUGAGAGAUCAUAUUAAUUGGGUAUAAGAUCUUACACUAAUUCCUGAUAAUAAAUUUGCAAGUUGUUCUGAUGAUAAGACCAUUAAAAUAUUUUCUCAAUUUAUUCAAACUUAAUCAACUAAUGCAUUUUAAUCUAGUCUUUGGGAAUGUGUUAACACUUUAAAAGGACAUGAAUCUUAUGUAGUUAGAAUUGUAUAUAAUGAUAAAUUCAAUUAUCUUAUAACUUGUUCUACAGAUGGAACUUUGCGUUUAUGGGAUCCCUCUUAAAAGAAUGCUCUUGUAGUAUUACAUGGACAUGAAAAUUGUGUAUAUACUUUAGCUAGCAAAAAGAACUUAAUAGUUUCAGGAGAUGAAGGCGGUUAAUUGAUUCUCUGGUCGCUCAGCCAUAUGAAAAUUGAAAAUAAGUAAAAAAAACAUUCUGGAUGUGUAAAUGCUAUCUUAAUUGACUAAUAUAUAUAUUCAUGCGGAGAUGAUCGUAAAAUAAACAUCUGGGAUAUUAACCUUUAAUUUAUUUAUGUUAUUGUAUUAAUUUAGUGUUAUAAUAUUUAGAAAUUAGAAAGAGCAGAAUUAGAAUCAUUAUAAUUUAUUAAUGAUGAACUUAUUGUAGGGGGGGAUGAAUAAGGAUAUCUCUAAUUCAUUAAUCCUGUUUUAAGGAAAGUGACAUCAGAGAUUCCUGUUCAUAAUGAUCGUAUAUACAAAAUAAAGUAUUACAAUGGAAUCCUUUGCACAGCUAGUUCAGAUUUGUCUGUCAAGUUAUUCAAGUUUAAUAUUUGAGUUAUAUAUCCAC
Molecule: messenger RNA, 1588 nt
Organism: Paramecium sonneborni
Lineage: Eukaryota; Ciliophora; Oligohymenophorea; Peniculida; Parameciidae
Source: the annotation of a GenBank genome assembly